Jatropha curcas is the source of this 3055-nucleotide messenger RNA. Its product is annotated as beta-galactosidase 13. Gene Ontology annotation, molecular function: carbohydrate binding; hydrolase activity, hydrolyzing O-glycosyl compounds. Lineage: Eukaryota; Viridiplantae; Streptophyta; Magnoliopsida; Malpighiales; Euphorbiaceae. Gene Ontology annotation, biological process: carbohydrate metabolic process. The record is from RefSeq and is a predicted model, not a curated record.
AAAAAAAAAAAAUUACAGAUGCCACAAUUUCGGUCUUCUUUAUUUCUGAUUUCGUUUCUGCUUAGAAAUAAAUAAUUUCAGAUGCUAAAAAGUUUGAUAAAAUGUUAAAAUAAGAUGGAAGUGACAAUGAGCCACUUUCUUGUUCUCUCAAUCCUGGUUUCCUUACUGUCUUCUUCAACAAUGGCCAAUCAACUCGGUGUCAGCUAUGAUGGAACUUCUUUGAUCAUUAAUGGGAAAAGACAGCUUCUUCUUUCAGGAUCAGUCCAUUACACUCGUAGUACUGCUGAUAUGUGGCCAAACAUCCUUGCGAAGGCUAGACAUGGAGGUCUUAAUGUAAUUCAGACUUAUGUUUUCUGGAACGUACAUGAACCAGUUCAAGGCCAGUACAAUUUUGAAGGGCAGUAUGACCUAGUGAAGUUCAUAAAGAUGAUUGGUAUCUAUGGUAUGUAUGCAACAAUCCGGGUCGGGCCCUUCAUAGAGGCUGAAUGGAAUCAUGGAGGGUUCCCAUAUUGGUUGAGAGAGAUCCCAGGCAUUACAUUCCGGUCCGAUAAUCCACCAUUCAAGUACUACAUGAGCAAGUUUGUUGGGAUGAUUAUUCAUAAGCUGAAAAAGGAGAAGUUAUUUGCAUCACAAGGAGGACCUAUAAUUUUAUCACAGAUUGAAAACGAGUACAAGAAUAUCGAAAAGGUAUAUAAAGAAGCAGGAACUAGAUAUGUUCAAUGGGCAGGAACCAUGGCUGUGGGGCUGAAAACUGGAGUUCCAUGGAUUAUGUGCAAGCAGAGUGAUGCUCCUGAUCCUGUGAUCAAUACUUGCAAUGGAAGGCAAUGUGGUGAUACUUUCCCAGGCCCUAAUAGACCAAACAAACCUUCUUUAUGGACUGAGAACUGGACUGCACAUUAUAGAGCAUUUGGAGACCCACCGUCUCGAAGAGCAGUGGAAGAUCUUGCUUUCUCAGUGGCUCGUUGGUUCUCCAAGAAUGGAACUCUGGCUAACUAUUACAUGUACCAUGGAGGAACAAAUUUUGGCAGAUCAAGCUCCUCUUUCAUAACAACUCGCUACUAUGAUGAAGCCCCUCUUGAUGAAUAUGGCUUGCAGAGGGAACCUAAAUGGGGCCAUCUCAGGGACUUGCAUAGUGCUAUAAGGUUAAGCAAGAAGGCUCUACUUUGGGGUACUCCGACAACUCAAUCUUUGGGUAACAAUCUAGAGGCUCGUAUAUACGAGAAACCUGGAACAGACAUGUGUGCUGCUUUUUUAUCUAACAAUGACACCAAAUUGCCCAUGACUGUCAAGUUCAGAGGCCAAAACUAUUACUUGCCAGCACUUUCCAUUAGCAUCCUCCCUGAUUGCAAGACUAUGGUCUAUAACACCAUGAUGAUUGUGUCACAACAUAAUGUGAGGAGCUUUGUGAGUUCAGAAAUUGCAAACAAGAAUUUUAAAUGGAAGAUGUACAAGGAGCUUGUCCCAACCCAACUUGAGGAGACAUCAAAGAAACCAUUGGAGCUCUAUAGCUUGACCAAAGAUACUACUGACUAUGGAUGGUACACUACAGCUUUUGAAUUGACGAAACGUGAUUUGCCAAUGUGGAAAGAUAGUCUUCCUGUCUUAAGAAUUGAAAGUCUUGGUCAUGCAAUGCUUGCUUUUGUGAAUGGUGAAUUUGUAGGAGCUGCACAUGGAAGCAAAGUUAUGAAGAGCUUUGUCCUGGAGAAGUCUGUGAACUUGAAGCCUGGGAACAUCACCAUUACUCUCUUGGGUUCUAUAAUGGGACUUCCAGAUAGUGGAGCCUAUAUGGAGCAUAGGUAUGCAGGACCUAUUGGAGUUUCCCUCCUUGGUUUCAGCAAAGGAACAGUUGAUCUCACACUCAACGGAUGGGGCCAUCAGGUAGGCUUGGAUGGUGAGAAGAAUCAAUUGUACACUGAGGAUGGGUCAAAGAAGGUAACAUGGACAGAAGUCAAGAAGCAAGGACCUACUCUUACAUGGUACAAGACAUACUUUAACGCUCCUGAAGGUCGUGAUCCUGUCGCUAUUAAUAUGGAUGGAAUGGGCAAAGGCAUACUUUGGAUCAAUGGGAAAAGCAUAGGCCGUUAUUGGAUGUCUUACCUCUCCCCGCUAGGAUCGCCCACUCAAACCCAGUAUCACAUCCCCAGAGCAUACUUAAAAUCAACCAAUAAUCUAAUGGUUAUACUAGAAGAGGAAGAAGCAAACCCGGAAAAAAUUGAGAUAUUCACUGUGAAUAGAGAUACAAUAUGCAGUUACAUGGUAGAAGAUCAGCCAGCAACUGUCAAGUCAUGGACGAGGAAGCGAGGCAAGGUCAUACCUGUAAUGGAUAAUGUAAAACCAGCAGCUCAGUUAACUUGUCCUAACUACAAGCAGAUUAUUGCUGUUGAGUUUGCAAGUUUUGGUGAUCCUGAAGGUGCUUGUGGAAGAUAUUCUUUUGGAAAAUGCAAUUCUCCUAUUUCAAAGCUGGUUGUUGAACAGCUUUGCUUGGGAAAGAGGAGUUGUAGCAUUCCAAUUGAUAGACAGCUCUUUGAUAACAAAAAGGAUGAUUGUCCAGGUAUACAAAAAGUGUUAGCUGUUCAAGUAAAGUGUGGCAGGCAUUAGCUAGAAAGCAGAAGAUAGGUACAUUAUGUUGGGGUUGAAUUGUAGAGUUUAGGUAUUAUUUGUUUAUUAUAGUUUUAGGUUUUGAAUUUACUAGUUAAAAGUUAUGUUAAUGUAAAGGAAUAAAGCCUAAUUUGGUCCCUGAACUUGUAAUUCAGGGGAAAAAAAUAGCACAAAAUCAACUUUUGACUCAAGUUGCCUACUAACUACACUGAAACGGUGCAAAAAGCCCCAAAUAUCAAUUUGAGAUCUCGCGUGAAAUUACAGGGUCAGGAGGCAAAAAUUGAUUUUGAACUUCGUUUUUCCCUGAAUUCAGGAGACAAAUUGGGCGUUAUUCGUAAUGUAACAGGCCAAGUAGAUGUAUAGAUAGAAUAUAGUUACAGUAGUUUUAAUAGCUGUGUUCUUACCAGAAGUGAUUGAAUAUCAGGAGUUGACAAGUAUAUUCAAAUUUGAUUCUUAA